This is a messenger RNA of Syngnathoides biaculeatus (alligator pipefish), 981 nucleotides long. RefSeq names its product relaxin family peptide receptor 3.3a1 (gene rxfp3.3a1). The record is from RefSeq and is a predicted model, not a curated record. The transcript has a single exon. The coding region runs from base 1 to 981 and encodes 326 amino acids. Lineage: Eukaryota; Metazoa; Chordata; Actinopteri; Syngnathiformes; Syngnathidae. Gene Ontology annotation, biological process: immune response; G protein-coupled receptor signaling pathway. Gene Ontology annotation, molecular function: G protein-coupled receptor activity. Gene Ontology annotation, cellular component: membrane.
AUGACUGCAGACGACAAUAACACCGUUUGCUCCAACAGCUCCAGCUUUAUGAACCUGGAUGACAUUGACGUCUCAGCAGACGGCAGCCCGUUUCUCCGAGUCCUCAUCUGCUUCAUUUACUCCCUGGUGUGCGCCGCGGGUCUCGUGGGCAACCUUCUGGUCUUCUUCCUCCUACACAGAGCUAAACCCGAGCGCAAGAUGUCACGGAUGAACUUUUUCGUGCUGAACUUGGCGCUGACGGACUUGCUGUUCGUGCUGACGCUGCCCUUCUGGGCCGUGGACACGGCGCUGGACUUCAGCUGGCCCUUCGGGGACGUCAUGUGCAAAGUGGUGCUGUCCGUCACGGUGAUGAACAUGUACGCUAGCGUCUUCUUCCUCACGGCCAUGAGCGUCACCAGGUACUUGUCGCUCGCGUCGGCGCUCAAGCGCACGGACGCGCCCGGGUCCCGUUCCGACAAAUGGACCUGCGCCGUCAUUUGGAUCCUCGCCACCGUGGCCACUUUACCGACGUCCAUUUUCAGCACCGUGAGUUACGUCACCGGGGAAAAGCUGUGUUUGCUCAAGUUCCCCGGCGGGCAGGACUGGCUGGCAGUGUACCACAUCCACAAGAUCCUCGUGGGCUUUGUGGUGCCCAUUUCCGUGGUGUCAGUCAGCUACACGAAGCUUGUGUGCCUGAUCCACACGAAGAGCAUGAAGAGGAGCUCGAAGGUCACCAGGUCCGUCACCAUCCUCGUGCUGGCCUUCUUUAUUUGUUGGAUGCCCAACCACGCCGUCACUCUGUGGAGUGUUCUGGUCAAACUGGACGCAGCCAACUGGGACAGGGCCUAUUAUGUGGCGCACACGUACGUGUUCCCACUCACCGUGUGUUUAGCCCACGCCAACAGCUGCCUCAACCCCAUCAUCUAUUGCCUCAUGAGACCCGAAUUCAGGACCAGACUCGGGCUUCUCAUGCACAGGCCUGGACACACUGCAGAUGUUUAG